AUGGAAAACUCGAAAUACGUUCGUAAUCGUUCAAUUAUUCGAACUCCGAGAUCGCAUUCUGAAGCAAAUGAUGCGCUGGUCUUGGCGUUCUGUACUUCCAACGUGUCCUUCCGAUUUGUGAAGAACAGAUUCUUCAAAUUGUUCUGUCGUAGUUUGGACCCGGAUUAUGAAUUAUUGUCACCAGAUGCUAUUCGUCGAAAAUUAUCCGAAAAUUCAAAGGAAUACAAAAGAAGAACAAAAACUGAACUGCUACAGAUGAAUAAGUGUUUCAUCUCAGUGGAUGGAUGGGACGGAAAAUUCGAGACUGUCGCAAUCUACGCUGUCUAUGUGUACUACAUCGAUUCAAGUUUUCGUCGCAAGAAGACGUUGCUUGGUAUUCGGCAGUUGAAAGGAAAAAGCACUGCAGAAAAUGUCGGUGAUUUGGUUACUGAAGUUCUCCAAGAAUUCGACAUCGAAAUGGGGCAAGUGAUUGGAGGAAUAUGUGAUGCUGGCAGCAACUUGAAAUGUUUUCUGGAUAAAAAUUCGUUAUAUCAUGUGCACUGUAUUGCUCAUUCUGUUUCGCUAAUCUUGAAAGCUGCUGCCGAGAUGCCAUCAAUGUCACCAAUCCUUGCCAAGGUCAACAAACUGGCUAGCCACUUGUCUCGCUCGAAAACCGAUCGGACUAUUUUCAGAGAAAGAUCUACAGCGCUGAAGAUUGCGGGUCGAAUUCCACUCCCGUUUUGCAUCACGAGAUGGGGAGGAUCUGCAAUGCUAGCGAAGGCGUACCUGGAUCAUUUUCAAAGUAUCAGCUCGUUGUCAAACUUUCAAACAUUUCUACUUGACUCUACUGAAAAAGAUGCGCUGGAACAUUUUGUAAAUGUGACGAGUCCAUAUCUAGAAGCGAUUUCUCAGGGAGAAACAGAUGAUUCUUUCUCAUCUUCUAUUCUGGUGCAAUACGCGAGUCUUCAUCAUUUCAUUAAAUCACUGGAGCAGCGUAAAACCAUAACUCGUCUUCUCUCCGACGAAACUUUGAAUCGUUACAUUGGGUAUCUUGAGAAUGAUGCAUGUUUAAUCGCUACAUUCGUUGAUCCACGUUACGCAUAUAUGCCGGGAGUGAUCAAUUCGUUAAAAUGGGAAGAUGUUGAAGCAAUAGUUGAAAAUUAUUGUGGUACGAUAUGUGGAAUCUCAAACGGAGUCUGCUCAAUCUGGAACUACAAAGGUAGGUUUUUUAUCGAUGCGAAUUAUGCACUAUUUCAGAACGAAAUCGUCGAAUAUGAGGCCUUGAUUCGUGCUGCUCGCCCUCCAGUCACCUCGUCCCCUCUUCAUUUCUGGCAUACGCAAUCUACGAGAUUCCCUCAGUUAUCCCGUUUGGCGAGUCAUUUCCUUUCGAUUCCGAUGUCGUCUGCUCAAGUCGAGAGGCUCUUCAGUCGCUGUGGAGACAUUCUCUCGUCGUGCAAGCGUAACAGAUUGACAGCGACAACUCUCAACGACAUGUUGUUGAAUUCAGCUCUUGGUCAGCUAAAUCUUGCUUCAGAUGAUGAGGAAAGUGACUUUGAAUCGGACGGAGAAUCCGAAAAUUCGCCUAUAGUAUCAUCAGUUCCUGCACCAUCUACUAUCGAUCCGUCUACCAGCACUGCACCACCAGCUGUCGCUUCAACUUCAAACACGAUCUAA
Messenger RNA from Caenorhabditis remanei, 1653 nucleotides. RefSeq lists its product as uncharacterized. The coding region runs from base 1 to 1653 and encodes 550 amino acids. Gene Ontology annotation, molecular function: protein dimerization activity. The transcript is spliced from 13 exons. Lineage: Eukaryota; Metazoa; Nematoda; Chromadorea; Rhabditida; Rhabditidae. The record is from RefSeq and is a predicted model, not a curated record.